AUGCGGUCACGAAGCCGAAGCCACAGCAGACACCGCCACCGGCGACAUCGGAGCUCGCGGGAGCGCUCCCGCUCUCGCUCCCGCAGCAGAAGCCGGAGCCGCAGGUCUUCCCGCUACGACCGAGAUUCCAGACACGACUACAGGGGACGUGAUAGGUCGCGUCAUUCGCGCUCGGACCGGCACUACGAGCGAAGUAGGUACGACGACGCAUCGCGCAGGAAGAACUUCCGCUACGACUCGCCGCCGAAAAGCGCGCACAGAACCAGGAGACACCACGUGCCCGAUGCGCUCAUAACUAACGCCUACGCCCAGGGACUUGGCGUUCUCGGCAUGGACCCCGUAGCAACUAAGCCGUACAGGGAAAUCUACAUCGGCAACAUCCCCCCCCAUGCAGAUGUGAACAACCUGUUGGAGUUCCUCAACGAGGCGCUGGUGGCGGUUAAUGGCACCAGCGUACCGGGAGGCGCGUGCCAAAAGGGCUGGAUCAGCGCCGACAGCCACUACGCCUUCGUCGAGAUGCGCACGAUGCAGGAGGCCAGCAACUGCAUACAGCUGAGCGGCAUCAACUACCUCAACUACAGUCUCAGGAUAAACCGACCGAAGACCUACAACCCGGAUGUGCUGACCCAGGCGCCUUCGCCCACCAUCCCCACCCUGGAUCCGUCGCUGCUUGCCCUCGGGAUAGAGGGGCUCAAGUGCGCGUCGGAACAAAUCGCAGCUGCAGCCGACAUGUUGGCGACUGAGCGCGCCAAGACCAUGACGGACAGAUUGUGCGUGGAGAACGUCACUGACGAGGCCGCGCUCAAACGUGAGAUCGAGGCCAUGGGGAAGCUCAAGUUCUACCAGUACGUGACCGAGGAAAACAAGCAGCCGCUAUGCCUGUUCGAGUACGAGCACAUAGAGCUGCAGAAGACCGCCUUGGAGGGAUUGAAGGAGCGCGGGAUAGAGGUUGUCAUGGCGGUCGACGCGCUGGAGCGGGGUGCCCUGAGCGAGGAGUUCAUCCGCUCGCAAAUAUUGCAAUGCGACAUUAUGAAGGCGGAGAUACCCACUAGGGUGCUUCUACUCGCCAACCUGGUUUCCAAGGAGGACCUGGAGGACGAUGAGGAGUACUACGACAUCAUCGACGACGUGCGCUGCGAGUGCGAGGAGUACGGGAGGGUCAUUCGCGUGGAGCUGCCGAGGGUGCCCAAGGGGUACACCCUGGACGAGAUCCGCACCAUGGACUUCUCGUCAGUAGGCUGCGCGUUCGUGCUCUUCUCCGAAGUCGAUGGCGCCUCCAAGGCGCGCAAGGUUCUGGACGGACGCAAGUUCGGGCACCGCAUUGUGGAGUGCCACUACUUCAGCGAGCUGCUCUUCCACGUCGGCGAGUUCUCCAACCCCAAGCCCAACUUCUCUAAGGAGCACUCGUCCGUGUACAACCCAAUCAUCGCAGAGGACCCGAACCAGGCGGGCGACAUCUUGAACGAGCUGCGCAAGGAAGGCAAGGCGUGA
This is a messenger RNA of Babesia bigemina, 1491 nucleotides long. RefSeq lists its product as hypothetical. The coding region runs from base 1 to 1491 and encodes 496 amino acids. Gene Ontology annotation, molecular function: pre-mRNA 3'-splice site binding; poly-pyrimidine tract binding. The record is from RefSeq and is a predicted model, not a curated record. Gene Ontology annotation, cellular component: nuclear speck; U2-type prespliceosome; U2AF complex. NCBI's taxonomy places the organism in Eukaryota, Apicomplexa, Aconoidasida, Piroplasmida, Babesiidae. The transcript has a single exon.